Molecule: messenger RNA, 2077 nt
Organism: Conger conger (European conger)
Lineage: Eukaryota; Metazoa; Chordata; Actinopteri; Anguilliformes; Congridae
Gene: atg4a
Product: autophagy related 4A, cysteine peptidase
Exons: 12
Coding region: 115-1428 (437 amino acids)
Molecular function (GO): protein-phosphatidylethanolamide deconjugating activity
Source: RefSeq, a predicted model, not a curated record
CGUGUUGUUACAUUUCUUGUGAGCAUGUAAACACGAGUGCUUGAACUACAUCCCCCAAAAAGCACAGCGUUGUAUUUGUAUCUCUUGCCUUUAAACCUCGAUGACAGCCAGAGGAUGGAGGCAGUUUUAGCAAAGUAUGAAAACAAGAUCAACGCAUUUUCAGAGUUUCUAGAAGACCUUCCGGACACCAAGGAGCCUGUGUGGAUUUUAGGGGCACGCUACAAUGUCAAAACAGAGAAGUCAGAGCUGCUGUCAGAUGUCCGGUCACGCCUGUGGUUCACUUACAGAAAAAAAUUCUCUCCCAUUGGGGGGACGGGACCCUCGUCGGACACAGGCUGGGGCUGCAUGCUGCGCUGUGGACAGAUGAUCCUGGCACAAGCCCUGCUGUGCUGGCGUCUGGGCCGGGACUGGCGCUGGGGGCAGGAGGGAGGCGAGCCGGUGGAGUACACACGCAUCCUGCACUCGUUCCUGGACAGGAAGGACUGCUGCUACUCCAUACACCAGAUGGCUCAGAUGGGAGUAGGAGAGGGGAAAUCAGUGGGAGAAUGGUACGGCCCAAACACAGUCGCCCAAGUACUCAAAAAACUGGCACUGUUUGACGACUGGAACUCCCUGGCCAUGUAUGUGUCAAUGGACAACACAGUCGUCAUCGAGGACAUCAAAACUCUGUGCCGGCAGCCUGGCUGGGGCAGGCGCCGGGCUGGUGCAUGCGGCUGGGGGGAGAUGUUUGCCACCACGAACCCUGUGGAACCAGGAAGCUCUCAAACCCCUGGAAAACAUGUGACUUCCUGUCCCCACCCCCACUCUCACUCUGAGUGGAGGCCUCUGCUGUUGAUCAUACCUCUCAGAAUGGGGAUCAACCACAUCAACCCUGUUUACAUUCAGGCUAUCAAGGAGUGCUUUAAGAUGCCUCAGUCCCUGGGCAUGCUGGGAGGGAAGCCCAACCUGGCCUACUACUUCAUCGGCUUCAUCGGUGAGUAUGGGGGUGGGAACACAUCUGCGUUUCAUAUCCCAGAAUCCUCUGCUCAUGGGCUCGUACCCCCCGCAGGUGAGGAGCUGAUCUACCUGGACCCCCACACCACGCAGGCAGCGGUGGAGUCCGAACCCGGCAUCUCUGUGGACGACCAGAGCUACCACUGCCAGAGGACUCCACGGCGGAUGAAGGCCAUGAGCCUCGAUCCCUCCGUAGCGCUGGGCUUCUUCUGCAAGAAGGAGGAAGAUUUCGACAGCUGGUGUAACCUGGUUCAGCAGGAGAUCCUAAAGAAAAGGAACCUACGGAUGUUUGAGCUGGUGGAGAAACACCCCCCUCACUGGCCCCCCUUCGUCCCUCCAACCAAACCAGAUGUCCAGACGACUGGAGCUGAGUUCAUCGAAUCAACCGACAAGCUGUUUGAAUCGGAAGAAGAGUUUGAGAUUCUCAACGUAUGAGAGGCUUUGUCCCUCAUCUUGCAGAAUGAACUGGUGAAGACCAGCUGGGCUGCUCCAGGGCAUGCUGCCCUGAGAGGGUCCCACCGCGGAAGUGCCUCAGAACACAAGCACAAUUCUGCUACCAGUGUGCAAAAAAAACUACGAAUACAACUAAACUACACAAACAUACAAAAUAAAAUGUAAAGAAUAGACUCCAGUGGAAGACUGAGAGGAAACAAAGGAAGAAGAAGUGCAGAUUCCAAUCGUGUGAGGACGGUCCUCAGAUUCUGACUGUCCAAUAGGAACAUAGCAUCGACAGCCUGCAAUCCACAGUGGGCUUAUGGAAAGGCUGCCUUGAGGUCUCCUUAGUGUCUUUGCUUUGUCAUACUGUAGAUGGCGAAUGACCAUCACCUCAAACACCAUACUCUACAUCCUGCCUCCAGGAGACUUAAAUAUGCAGAAAACCUUCCAGUGUUAAAGACAACAACAAAAAACUAAACCACAGGACAGCUUGUAUAUGGUAAAAAAGUGCCUCAUUUAAAUAUAUAUUUAUAUGUUCAUUAACGGUUAGGUUAAGGUUUUUAGUUAACUGAAGGGUAAUGUUUCAUCUGCCUUCCGAGCAUACUCUUGUAAAUAUUGCCAGUCAAUAAAGAUAUUUAAUACAUAUUUA